CCUACUUAGAAGCUUACGUAAUAAAGCCGUUCAAGUUUCUAUUACAAACCUAAAGAAAAUUUGUGAUGUGAUGUCAACGACCGUGUGCCCAAUACUCGUACAGAAAACGCAUUUCCCGGCGCACACGAGCGCAGCGUGCGAUUUAUUCGCGCGGCGGGCGCGGCGCGCGGCGUCUCGCUCGCGCCCAGCGCCGCCGGCUGGCGCGGGCGGGGGUUCGCAGUGGGACGAGGCGGCCGCGGCCGUUCACCCCGGAAGAUUCAGUGUUUUGAUACCGCUCAAGCCUCCGCCGAUGGAAAACUGCAUUUUCUUUGAUGCGCUUCGCUUUUCACGCUCUAAUUGAACGACAAUCGGAUAAUUUCGUUUUUUAAAUGAAUUGUUUGUCUCAUGGGUUUCUAUUAGACUCACAUUAGUCGUAAAAGAAAGUUUAUAAAUAAAAAAAAGUCAAUAAUGAAUAACAUGUUACGCUUAGUACAUGUGAUUCUUUUGCAUUAUUUAAUUUUAAGUGAAAUAUAAACACUAUCUCCACACUUUUUUCUUUUGCUACAAAAUGCUAGAUUCAAUAUUAAUUAUUAUUCAUUAAUUACCUCUACAUUAAUAUCUAAUAAAUAUAAUCUUUUAAGUCCCUAGAUAACCAUGAUAAAAAAAUUACCAUUUACAUGUAUGUCGUAAUCAGGUCGUCACUCUGUAAUUGUAACAAGUGCACUUAAACGUCACUACGCCUACGAGACUGAAUAACACUUUGGGGUAGAUCACGAAUGUUCGGAAAUUGCCAGACGUUAUCGUAGGUCGCGGAUGAAAAGGGCCCAUAUACCUCUAUAUCGUACAACUUAUAGCCAAGGAAGGGGAGCGACCAAACACGAAAAAGGGGGCGAUUCAGCUAAAUGAACAGAUUUGUAGCACUAAAAUUAGCCAAAUAAUUUAAUAAUUAAUCAAAUAAGAAUUUUGACCGCACCUGAAUUUAUCUACAGAUAGAGUAAAUAUCUGACAAUAAUAUCUACUAAAUGUUACAUAAUUAUGUUUUCAUCAAGUCAUAAAUAUAUCAUACGCACAAUAUCGUGUAUGUUACAGAAAAUCAUAAUUUAAAAACCAUAACAAAAUGUACAAUGAGUACAUCAGUACAACACUAUUCAUUCAAACUAAUUGAAAAAGCUGUGUUUGAGCGGCGACAGUCAACCGCCUGCUCUUUUGUAGCGAGCCUCGGCAGUUUGCAGCUGUUCAUAGAUUACAGGCCGUAAAUAGUGAAAUCAAUAUUGGAUAAUGGUAGGUGGUAGGGUGCGGAGUGGUGGUGUCGGUGGAGAGUGAGAUGCACCCUUACUACGAUCGUCACACUCGCAAAUUGUAAGGAAAAACACGCAAAUCUCAAAGAUAAUUCAUAACUUAAAUGAGCUCUUAUAAGUUUAUCGGUACUUAAACUAAAAAAGCUAUUUUAAUACGAGUGUGUUCGAGAAUCAAAGGUAAGGGUGCGUGUGCAGGCUGUGUCGACGACCCGUGAGAGUGAAAGCGUGUUCCGGGGAGGCGCGCAGGCCGCCGCCCGCCCUGCAUGGCUUUCGCUGCCGUUCUCACGACACCCGCGACCACGUUGUUUUCAACUUGUAUUAAUUAGCGCUCUAUGAGCUGUGAUUACAAAUUAUCGUAUCAAUACAUUUUAUUCUAAUGUUCAUUGUUCAUCAGUGCAUACAUAAAGUAAGCGUGUAAGUGACUUAUUUACUGUUAAGUGUCUCUAUUUGUAGUUAAUUCGAGUGUAAAUAUGAAGUCAUUUAUGACUUAUGAAAUAUUUUACGAUAGAAUAAUUUGAGAAUUUAUUCUUUUUUUGAAACCUCUUUACUAGAAUAAUUUCUUGGUCAGAUAGUAUAAGUUUUUCCCGCGACAACACUUUUGAAGAUCGUUGCUAGUGUUGGUGGGAUCGAGAGCACGGUCACGGCGCGCGCCGCGGUCGCCACACUACGGAAGUAAUGAACUUGAAUGCAGUCCGCGGUCGCAAUGCGCUGUGCCGUCCCGCUCUCCUCUAAUAAGAGAAUAGGAGGCGCGAACGUGACGUACUCACUGCAUUUGCUGUCAAAUUCGUCCGCAUUCUCCGUCACAGGCCGCUUUCGUCGUCGAUGCGUUUAUCGGAACGAGACGCGAAUAUGUGUGUCGAUUGCAUUCUCGGCGUCGUAAAAGUGCAUCUAGGUCGGUGGGCAUAGCGGCGCGGCUGUGUCGGGUUAGUGGUCGGCGCUCGCCGGCUAGACGUGAGGCAGGUCGGCAGCACGGCGGGCUCCGUGUUGCAUAAUGCGCACCGCGCUCCGCCGGCGAGCACGGCGACAGCACGCCACCGCUGAGUGCGGCUCGCGCGGGCCCGCACCGCGGACAUGAGAGCGGCUCGCCGGCUGCAGCCCCGGGUUCCUUUGCUGGCGCUGCGCAUCUUGCUCGAAUACCUCAAGUCGCUGCACCUCGCUCUAGCCUCCUAGGCACACCAUCAGCACACUAUUUAUGCACCAAAGACGAUAAUACUCUUUGUUUAUCCGCGGAAAUACUAACAUAAACGCGAAAAAUAUGAACAGUAUCUCAAGAAUUUCAUGAACGAUGAAUAUUUAUGAUUGUACGAGUUACUUCAAUACACAGAAAGUAAUUAUGACAAUAGUAAAUUAAAGGACCAAGACACAUCUAUCAAAAUGAGACUGUCAACCAGCGAAGAAGUUCCGAGCACAACAGUGGUGGGCCGCACGGGUAGUCCUGGAGGCCCAGAUGUAGUGAAUGGAGUGUCCAGCGCGGGCGCAUAUGAUGUAACACGCAUGCGUGAGGAGGAGUUUGAAAGGCUCACAGUGUACAUCGUGCCUGACGUGCCUUGUGAACGGGGCACGCCCAACCGCGCCGAGAGGACACUCCCGCGCAGUCUGGCCCUCAGACCAUCUGCAGUAUUAUCCACUCCCAACACACCGACUGAAGGUGUAUGGAGUAUAGGUGUAAUACCGCGUGGAACACGUUUCGGGCCCUUUGAAGGCACCCGAACACCGAACAAACCUAAUGACAAGGUCUCCUGGAGAUAUUAUUGGAGGGUACAGGAAACUGUGAGACAUCAUACUUAUGGAAAUAUUAAGAUAUUUAAGGACAGUGACUAUUAUUACCUGGACGGUUCCGACACCAGCGUAGCAAACUGGAUGCGAUAUGUCGCGUCUGCGUACUCUCUCUCCGUGAUGAACCUCGUGGCUUGUCAACAUCAGGAACACAUUUACUUUUACACAAUCAGAGACAUCAUGCCAAACGAAGAGCUCAUGGUGUGGUAUUGCAAAGAUUUUGCAACAAGGUUGGGGUAUGACAUCGAUCCUGAGAGGGCCACAUAUUCCAUCUGUAAAGAAGAAACUAUUAAAAAAGCUUAUGGCUUGCCACCAGCACCUGUGCAUCCUGAAAUAGCAUUCAAUCAUAUGAAAUAUGUUCUUGGAUUAACAAAUACCAAGGACUUGUUAGAAGCUGAAAUCCCGACUCGACGGCGAAAGCGUGAAGCUACUGACAAACCUUUUCAUGAAAAUCCUACGCCUAUACAUCGGGAAGAUCCGAGAUGUAUUAAUAAAAAUGACAGGGUGGUCCUGAGAGCAGACAUUUCCACCAAUAUUAUUCAUAACAAAAGCGAAAACUCAAUUGUUACAGAACAAAGAUCAUUAUCACCAACUAGCUUAAUGCCUUCGCCAUCACCAGUCAAAAUGCACAGGGAAAAUCCUACUCUAAUAAUACAUCAGCACAAGGAGAGUACAUCCCAAUUGGUUAUACAUCAACUUGAGAAUCCAAGAAUACAGAGUAACAGGUCUCCUGCCCAAUGCCAAACGUUGAGGGACAUGCGUGGGCCAUCGCCAAUGGCACAAAAUGCCCAAGAAAAGUUAGGAAGCAAAUCUCCUGUACUAACUCAUUGUGUAGGGCCACACUAUGAGCAUCAACUGACCCCCAAUGAUGGAUCUGUGCGAUCAGAUGAAGGAUAUCAUAGCAACGGCUAUCACGAUGAAUUCACUCCUCCUGAAGAUUCAAGUGAUUCCGAUGUAGAAAAUUAUGUUCUUGACUGUUCCAAUAAAACUAAUGAACCCAAAGAAACAGUAAUAGUCCAAAAAAUGGAUCAAGAUAUGCAUCGUAACGAAUAUAGAAAAGUUAAAAUAAAAAUGCCCAGAGCAUACCAGUACCAGAAUCACAAAGACAUGGACUGUGAAAGUGAAAAAGAAUUAGUAAUUGCUGAAGAAAUUCCUAAUACUCCACAAAAUUUGUCACCACCAAGACGUGACCCUGCCACAUCGACUGUUAUAGUACUAGAAUCGUCUCAAAAUACAGUGGUGCCACUAACCAAGCCAUACUAUGAAGACGGCGCUAUGUCACCAUCUCCGCAACCGGCGUUCAUGAGAUAUUCUCCACCUGAUACAAGAAUACUGGAAACAAUAUUGACUGGAAACAGGAUCGAUACAAAUAACAAUGAUCCUAAUCGCCGUCAACCAAAUGCGACACCGCCACCUUCAUCUCCUACUGAAAUGGCUUAUUCAUAUAAGAAAAGUCAAAGGUACGGCAAUGCCUGCAGUCCGGACUCUAGCUCGAAUUUGACUCCUCUGCCAUCCCUGUUGCCACUGCCACAGCAGCUGCCUACACCCAGCGCCGCUUCACUAUAUUCGUCGUCACCACCGCACACUAUCCCGCAUACUACCGAAAUCCGAGAAAUUAGAGAAAUAAGAGAAAUUCGUGAGACACGGUAUGAAAGUCACUAUCCUAACUACACCUACAACUUAUAUUCUCCUCCUAAUUCUACGAUAAUAACUCAACUAGGAUCACCACCCAGCAAUUACUCGCCGACAGUGACGUCAUCUCACCAGUACGAGAGGUCACAGAAUGUUCAAAGUAAUCACCACUAUCCAUCAUCGACCAGUGUGAUUACACUAAAAAAUUGUUCACAAUUAAGUCUAAUUCAAAACACAAAUGUGAACAGUCAAAUGGUUCCUCAACACGGCAGCGUCAGUCCUGACGGUUCAUGUGGGCUCAUGGGAGCACCAAUGAGUCCUGGCUCACAAUCUUCUCGAGGGUACAGAAGCCUACCUUAUCCACUUAAGAAAAAGGACGGGAAAAUGCACUACGAGUGCAACGUUUGCUGUAAGACGUUUGGACAACUUUCCAAUUUGAAGGUUCACUUGAGAACGCAUUCAGGCGAGCGACCGUUCAAAUGCAAUGUCUGUAGUAAAUCGUUUACACAACUCGCACAUCUACAGAAACAUCACCUAGUACAUACCGGAGAAAAGCCGCACCAGUGUGAUAUAUGCAAGAAACGAUUCUCCUCAACAUCGAAUUUAAAAACUCAUCUGCGUCUACAUUCAGGACAAAAACCAUACGCGUGCGAUUUGUGUAUGCAGAAAUUCACACAAUUCGUACACUUAAAACUUCACAAGCGGCUACAUACGAAUGACAGGCCAUACGUGUGCCAAGGCUGUGACAAGAAGUACAUCAGUGCUUCCGGGCUACGCACGCACUGGAAGACCACUAGUUGUAAGCCGAACAACAUCGAAGAAGUUUUAGCAAUAACUAAUGCAGCAAACACUGAAUGCAUUGGUAACGUCGACAAAGACUGCCACGAAAGAGAGGGGCACGAGGCAUACGAGGUGCACUCUCCAUCACAGGGCGGGCUGGUGGGAGCCGGUGGGGCGCGUGUGGCAAUGUCGCACGAGGUGGUGCUGGGAGGGCAGGCGCACCAGGCGCACACUACCACGCCGCACCUGGUGACGCACUCGCCGCUGUCGCCGCACGCCUACCGUGCGCUGCCCGAGCACGAGCCGCAGUACGCGCCGCAGCCGGCCGAGCCGCGCGCCAGCGUCAUCGAGUCCAGCCAGCCCCUCAUCAUCGAGUGCACCUGAGCCUUGUUGGCGCAGCACGCACUCGCCGGACGCGUGUUUCCCCGCCGCAUUAUGUGAUUCCAGUCUUGUGAUCUAACGAAAGUAUUUCGUAAAAACAUUCGGACGACUAGUUCGUCCCUUGCAGUGGCUAUGAGAUUACGAUAAUAAACUUUAAGUUGUACAUUUGUAAGAUUUAUAACUUGUAAAUGCGAUGCGAUAUUAUAAGUACUAAGUACUUGCGUAAUGUUAGGCCCUUCGGGAAGUGUAUCAUAUUAGGUUAAGGAUUUAAAUAUUACAUCCAAGAAUUCUGCAGCCUCUGUUUAUACUAAUGCUCAAUUUUAUAUAUAUUAGAAUUCUAUUGUAAAUAGGAUUUUGAGACAUCGACUUAUUUAAUUUUUUACACGAUAAAGAUGUAUGUACCUACUUCCACAAAUAAAUGCCUUCGUAACAGUGUUAUCGAGAUUGAUGACUAUCUCUAAUUAUUUGUUGUUCAAUUAUAAGUAGUAUUAAACAUCAGCAGUACACAAUAGUGCUACUAUAAUAAAUUUUCACCAAAGAAUAUCUGAACAGCAAUGAAGUGCCGAGUGAAUACAGUUUUGUGAAAUUAUUUGAAUCAGUCCGAAACACUUUAUAAAGCAACUGAUUAACGGUAAGUGCCAAAAGCACGUUUAUUUUUAAGUUAAAAUUAAAGAGAUGAGCGUAUAGUAUUUUUAAAUUGUUGUUCCUAAUGAAUAUUUGGAAAGUAAGCGCAUGAUAUGUGCAGCAACGUAAUUCUAAUGUUAUUUAGAUUAAAAUUGUCAAAUUGUGUACAUUAUCCCUACGCUAGAACAAAUGGUGCUUCACAUCGUAGAGUAGUGGUUGCUCACAUCGUACGCGCCGCACACGCAUGCGCGCGGCGAUGGACAUGUACUACAUUGUAAUGUUAAUUCACCGAGUCUACUAGUUACUAUUUUAUAUUCCCAAGUAAUUAUGAUUCUCCUAUUCGAAAAGGCUGAAAUAAUUAAAUGUAAUGUAAUGUUUGGCAAAUAUUAAACGUAAGUAAGAGUUGGUUUACAUUACGUGUAACUUGUGCGGUCGUGGCUUGUAAGCAAACUUUGUGUGUAAUAUUAAAUUCGCAGCUUAUACGUGAUGUAAAACCAAACGAUAGCGUUUUGUAUAUUUCUAUUGUUCGUACGAAUAAGAUUUUUACACGCAAUCCUUAGUAGAUUUAUUAACUGUAUAUUUUAUACUGUUUACAGGGCAAAAGAAUUUGUACUUAAGCCUGCUGACGUGUAUGGCUUAUAAUAAUUAUAUCGAGUUCACGAUCAUGUUAAAAUUUCGGCUGAUUUCGACGUUGACGUUACUCAUCGGAUUGUUUAAAGUUACAAUUCUUUUCUCGUGAAAACAAUUAUUUCUAUAUUAGUAAUAUUUAAGUCCAACACUUUUCUAACCACGUACAUAUUGCAUCAAUUAUUAAAACUGUAAUUAUUUCUAAUAGAUACUUAAAUUAAACUAUGUUUCUGAAUUAAAGUUAGAUCGUUAAAAGAAUUGUAUAAAUAAACUUUCUUUAUGGACGAUUAUAAUAUGUGUAUUAUAAUAUAUAGAUGUUUGUAUAUUAAUUGUAAUUACUAUUUUUGUUAAAUCUUGUGAUUCAAUGGAUCUGUGAAGUGUUUUCAUCUUCCCUAAUUUGAGCAUGGUACCUUUAGAGAUGUAAAAUUACAGGGUUUUUUGUGUGUUCCUAUCGAAGGUCACAUACUUUAUUAGUAAACGACUUAACUAAUUACUUACACGGGAAUCGCUUAUAUUAAAAACUUUGUUGUGAAUUACGACUUUAUCUACUUAUAUUUUUUUACAAAAUAGUUUUCAAACGUCGAAAUCAUCUAUGUAUCGUUUGUAUUCAUCUCAAAAUUUUAACACAAGUAGGAAUAUGUGUACUUUAACAUAUUAUUGCCAAUAAAGUAUUGUUGAGUGACUUACACAGCUGGUUGGCUCCGUUAUUACGUAAC
Messenger RNA from Spodoptera littoralis (African cotton leafworm), 7813 nucleotides. The record is from the annotation of a GenBank genome assembly. Lineage: Eukaryota; Metazoa; Arthropoda; Insecta; Lepidoptera; Noctuidae.